AUGGAAAAGCACAAGGCUAAGUUUGAUAAACUCAUGAAGGAGAUUGACCUGAAGCUGCCUUUUAUUGAUGCAUUAAUGCUCAUCCCUCCUUACCAGAAGCAGGAAACAAAGAAAGAAGAGCUAGAGGUGUUUGUUACAGAUACUAUGGCUGAUCCAGAGGGUAAUGGAAACCCUUUAGGUAAUGGACAGGGUCGAGUAAGGCAAACUCGACCCAUUGGACUUGGAGAUGCCCCAAAUCGCCACCAGCAAAGACAAGGGAUUGUUCCUCCUCCUGUCCAGAACCACAACUUUGAGAUCAAGCUGGGAAUGAUCAAUCUUGUGCAGAACAAUAUGUUCCAUUGGCUCUCAAGUGAAGACCCAAUAGAUCACCUUGAUGAGUUUGAUAGGUGA
Microthlaspi erraticum is the source of this 390-nucleotide messenger RNA. The record is from the annotation of a GenBank genome assembly. NCBI's taxonomy places the organism in Eukaryota, Viridiplantae, Streptophyta, Magnoliopsida, Brassicales, Brassicaceae.